UUCAGUUAGGGUUUGACUCUAAAUUUAUUACAAUGGUGAACUUUUAUAAACCUGUCUGUCUUCUCUUUUUUGGUAUAGUGGGACAAUAACAAUAGUACCGAUGUUAUUUUUAGCGUCCGGAUGAGAUUAAUAGUAUAAGGCAGUUGGGAACAACGUACGAAAAACACCAAACGUUGUUCCAUCUUACGUUUUUCAUCAUUCAUGACUCAAUAAUAAAACAGACAUAAUGAUAAUGAAAAGAGACUGUGUUCUUUUGAGGAAUUACCCCACUGCGUGUUCGUUGCGAUGGUUACUAAGUAGUGUAAUAAUACAGCACCACCAAUGUGGCGCACAAAUAGCGCAUGUUCUUUCACCUGCAAUUUAUUUUCAGCCGCUAAUUCAACUGCGCAUGUUUGUUUCUGUUACUGACAUACGUAAAGAAGGGGCAGUGGUGUUGCUAUUAAUACCAUGAAAAAAUACCUCGAACAGUUUAGCUAUUACUAUUGGUCGAGAGCUCGUCACUUGCCCGUUCUUAAACGGACGAUUAACCACCAACAACCGCAACAAAGUGGCCCCUUAUUAAGGACAUUCACGUUACACUGUACUGCACACGCACACACGGGAAGUGGAGUGACUUCACAAAUUUCUUAAUUUUUUUUAAUUAAUGAAGCUAAAUUGUUCCCCCGAAAGUUGUGGGUUUUGAAGUUCAGGAAAAUUUGGGGUUAAAUAAUAAUUUUGUUUCUUAAACGAGUGUUUAAUACCGACCUAGCACAUUUUAUUCUUUUAAUUUAGACCCCCUAUCGGUACUUCUUUAUUAUUUUAAUCUUGAAUAAUAUGUAGUUUUGCAUUUCUAGGGCUAAGCAUAGAAGCCAAAUUAUGUCUACACGACGGGGUUGGGUCUGCUUCUGCAAAAAUUGAGACAUAGUCAUGCACUGCAAAAAAAAUAUGGCUCUUUAGCUCAAAGGUAGUGUUUGCCCGGACAGAGGUUUGUUUUCGAUUUGACACGAAUUUGAUAGCUGGAAAUAAUGGAUUCAAAGUUUUCUGGACCUUUUCAAAGAAGACAAUGGUGACGAGGGGCAUGAAGGUUUCUGAUUCGUCGACGGUUUCUCCCCAAGACUUUUUUCUCUAGCCGACUGGACGCGUUUAUACACCACUGAAUUCCCACUUGAUCGUAUGCCCGUGCGGGCGCAAUAAUUCAGUGCUUCAAUAAUGAAAGACAAAGACAAUAUCAUAUUGAGUUCACAAAAAAGUACACUUUUUAAACUAAGGUGUAUUUGUAAUCCUCACAUCCUAAGAAAACGUACAUAUGCACAGCGCAUUGACCGGGAUUACAUUAUUUGAAUGUAAUCCCCUGCAUGUACAAUGCCAUGUAAUGCCAAUGCACGCACACGUGACCAGCCGUUCUGUCGCAUAAAUUAGCCUCGUGUAGACGAUUGCCAAGGCAGACCUGGAUCGGCUUUAGUAUUUUGGUGGCCAAGACGUGUUUUUGUAUGAUGCACUGAGGUGCUGCUCGGCACAAAAUACAGCACAUAAAAUACGUAGAUGGUGGUUGGAAGACGACGUCCAAAACUACUCAUUAAAAUCAAGCAAAAAAUUUAGCUUGAUGAAAUGGACGGUAUUUCAUAGGCUAUGCACUACUUCGUCGAUCUGCAAUUCUUCCGAAAUUGAGAAGUUGAAAGUACGAAAGGAACAAGAGAUCAGUCGAGAGUAGAAAUAUCUCAUCACCAUAACAACCACUUUUUGUGUCUAAAGUUGACAGUCCCCGAUGAGACUUUCCUGAGCACAAACACCGUGGGAUUUCAGUUAAAUCUGUUGCGGAUGCUACUUCCUCAAAACGAGAGGGCUCAACAAAGGACGGGCAAGUUGCCAAUGAAUUUGCGUAUGGUUUAGGAUGGUGUGGUUGAGGUACUGCACCUCCCAUACUGCAAGACGCAUAGACGUGAAACAAAAGAGAGGAGGCAUAUCGAUGUUGGUGGUCGGGACGCACAGACGCGUUUUUCUAUGAUGCACUAGGGUGCUGCUCGGCACAAGAUAUACUGCUUCCACAGAAUUACUUUGUUUCUUCGUUGCAGCAUGCAGUGGUUACAAGGAACGACCCUUCGAGUUCUCUUUUUGGUCUUUGCGACAAGCAGCGUCGCUCUGGCCCAAUACACCUCCUGCCCAUCCGGUUGGCUGAACUGGCAGCAGUCUUGCUACUACCGACUCCCCGACAAGAUGAAUUGGUUUCAGGCCUCGGAGGCUUGUAACCGGCCGGGAAGCAGCUUGACCGUGCCCGACUCAGAGGAGGAAAACUUCUUCCUCUGGCAGUCUAUAGUUAAAGGGCCAGUCGGGGCCGGUGGUCUGUGGAUUGGUUGUACUGACGCAGCCCAAGAGGGAACCUGGCUGUGCGGGGGUCAGCCAGCACGGUACACUAACUGGAAUAGCAGGAAAUUCAGAAACAGCAGUGACUACAACUGCGCCAGACUGACGGUUUUUGCGAAAGGAAAGUGGUCCGAUGAUAUACCUUGCAGUAGCAAAAACAACAGAUCGGCUGCCUGCGAGAUGAAGACCUCCACAGUACCAAUCUACCACACCUUCACUGGUACUGAUGGGCGUGUCCCCCAGCAAUGCCUCCACCAUCACAACAUCAAGAAUGUCCCGGUGGAGAGCCUGCUUGCCUGUGGCUUGGCGUGCCGGGCCACUCCCCGAUGCCGCUCCUUCAAUUUGUGGCAGAUCAGCAAAGCAGAGAGGCAGUGUCAACUCAAUCAAGUCACACGUCUUGGAGCUGACUCCUACGACUUCAAGGCAACCAACAACUGUUUUUACUUUGACUUGUAAACCACUGUAACGUCGGUUAAAUGAAAUUACUGUUUUCUUUCUUACGUCCACCUCAGCUGGAUCGUUUACGUGAAUUUUCAAGUUUGCAGACAAAUGCCACAGAAUGAAGCCACUUGUCUAAGGGCUGAUGCAUUUUCAAGUUUGCAGUCAAGAAUAAAUCCACUCGUCUAUAGGGGGGCUGAUGAAACAGACUUCAAAACACGUAAGGACUUUGACUUUUACUUGCAAAACGAGGAACAUGCUUGGAAAAACACCGCAUAAUUAUCCUAACCUCGGCAGGAAGAAUAUUGAAGUCACCUUCAGUUUGCAAUGAGAAGGAGCGGUUUUGGGGUGAAAGCGCAUGAACUGAACUCAUUGGCUGACAAUGUUCAAUGAAAAGUCACUAAAUGCACAAAAAUAAAAACGUGUUCUAAAGACAGAAUGACGAGAAGAACAAUAAUUAUGAAAGUUGUUCCCUUUACGUUGGAAACGGCAACUGGAAACAUUAAAAUUGGUUUCAAUUCACCUUACCUCUUUCUCGCACUUAAGUCUUGUCCACGUGUUUACACUGGAAUUCCUAGAACAUGGAACGAAACUGCACUCCAUAUUUGUUUUAAAGCUAAAUGAGAAGAGUCUGUUCUUAAGAGGAGAUGGGGGUUGACAUUUUGGCAUGUUGUUAGUGCAGUCACAAUAAUACAGACAAAGGACCAAUUUGUGUACGCAUUGUGCAGUCGAUCGUUGCUUACGAUUGCUCCUGUACAUUAACAAAACAUCUUAACUAAGUGCACACCAUUUAUAGUUACCACAUAUUGACAUUAUACAUACAUAUAUGAUGUCGAAAUUAUUUCUAGACUUUGCUUGUAGUGUUUUGGAGUGUUGUACAUCAGUGACGACGGGGUUUGGAAAUGAUUUAAGUAAAAUAGAGUAGUGAAAGAAAUGAAAUAAAUCAUACAAAAUAAAGAAAAAAUGUUUCGUUUCAAAACUGAUCCACAAUUUCAGAAAGAAACAUCGAAAGGCGAUUCAAUUUCGUAAGUAAUUUGCUGUUGACAAAAAUAUGAGAAUUUGAAUGAAACUCUGGAAACGAAAUUUGAGGAGACAGCUUUAGAAACAAACCAAUGAUCUCCCCCCCGCUUUCUGCUUCAGGCAUGCUGAGCCCAUGCCGGCCUUGAAUUACAAUUUAAUAAACAACUACACAAUUAUAUGUACUCCCCGUUUAAGGUCUUGCGAUACCCCUCUCCGAAGGUCCUGCCCCUGGAUGCAUGAGAAUUUCUCAAAUGUACCCAACCUAUACACCCAUUGCAUUUGCUUUUACGGUCCUCUGGAAAAAAAUCCGUCACGGAUGCCACUUGCUUAGCCUAAUUUCAGUUUUGGCUCUGGCGGGAGAUAGGAUAUUAUUUUUCCAAAAACGC
Messenger RNA from Acanthaster planci (crown-of-thorns starfish), 4184 nucleotides. Its product is annotated as C-type lectin lectoxin-Enh4-like. The record is from RefSeq and is a predicted model, not a curated record. Lineage: Eukaryota; Metazoa; Echinodermata; Asteroidea; Valvatida; Acanthasteridae.